CACGGUUACAGAAAACUAAUACACACAGAGUGAAAUCGCAAGCGAUAAUGUUUCGUCUAAGCAACACCUUGCUCGGAAUCCUCAACGUCGUGACCUUCGUCCUCUCGAUUCCGAUCAUAUGGGCCGGAGUGUGGUUGAAACACAGAGGAGACACCGUCUGCGAGCGCUUCCUUGAUACACCUGUGAUUGUGCUCGGUGUCUUCAUUAUGGUGGUCUCCAUCGCUGGUCUAGUCGGCGCUUGGUGCAAGAACUCCUGUCUCCUCUGGAUCUACCUUGUGGUUAUGUUUUUGCUCAUUAUUGUGCUCUUCUGCUUCACCAUAUUUGCUUUCGUUGUCACUAACAAAGGCGCUGGUGAGGCCCUCUCUGGAAGGGGCUACAAGGAGUACCGCCUCGGGGACUACUCGAAUUGGCUGCAGAAGAGAGUCCUGAGCACCAAGAAUUGGAACAAAAUCAAGAGUUGCUUGCACGAUAGCAAAGUCUGCUCCAAGUUUAAUGAUACCUUUAUCAAUGAUAAGGUCGAGGAGUUCUAUCUAGAGCACUUAUCUGCUAUUCAGUCUGGUUGCUGUAAGCCAUCAAAUGAUUGUGGCUUUACCUAUGUCAACCCAACUACUUGGACCAAGACAAACACAAAUUCCACAAACUCUGACUGCAAUGCUUGGGAGAAUAAUCCAGAUGUUUUAUGCUACAGCUGCAAUUCAUGCAAGGCUGGACUCCUAGAUACCCUCAAGAGAGACUGGAAGAAGGUUGCUGUUAUCAACAUCGUAUUUCUUAUCUUCCUCAUCAUCGUAUACUCGGUCGGAUGCUGUGCAUUUAGAAACAACAGAAGGGACAAUAACUAUCACCCUGGAUGGGGAAAAGCUUGAGCUUGUUUCAGAGUGGUGAGAAAUAACAGCUUUUAGUAUUAGUUAGGCGGGUUCCUCAUAUUUUCUGCACUUCUAUGUUAUAGUGGCUAUUUUCACUCUGUGUAUAGCUACCAUGUUUAUUUUUCAUUAUUUUGAAACCUAUUGGAUAUGUAGACCAUGUUUAUAUACUUAUUAUCAGUAUCAUUUUCACGAUUUUGUUGAUUACCAAUUUACCAUAUAGUUCUGGCA
Molecule: messenger RNA, 1091 nt
Organism: Tripterygium wilfordii
Lineage: Eukaryota; Viridiplantae; Streptophyta; Magnoliopsida; Celastrales; Celastraceae
Product: tetraspanin-8-like
Exons: 2
Coding region: 48-863 (271 amino acids)
Biological process (GO): auxin-activated signaling pathway
Cellular component (GO): plasmodesma; plasma membrane
Source: RefSeq, a predicted model, not a curated record